This is a messenger RNA of Camelus dromedarius (Arabian camel), 1052 nucleotides long. RefSeq names its product trace amine-associated receptor 7a-like. Gene Ontology annotation, biological process: G protein-coupled receptor signaling pathway. Gene Ontology annotation, cellular component: membrane. NCBI's taxonomy places the organism in Eukaryota, Metazoa, Chordata, Mammalia, Artiodactyla, Camelidae. The transcript has a single exon. Bases 21 to 1052 code for a protein of 343 amino acids. Gene Ontology annotation, molecular function: trace-amine receptor activity. The record is from RefSeq and is a predicted model, not a curated record.
GGGAGUCAAAACGGAGAACCAUGAGCAGCGACUGGCCGCCUCCCGCGGCUGCGCAGCUCUGCUAUGAGCACCUGAACGGAUCCUGUGUCAAAACCCCCUACUCACCCGGCCCCCGCCUGAUCCUGUACGCUGCGUUCGGCUCUGGAGCUGCCCUGGCUGUGUUUGGAAACCUCUUGGUGAUGAUUUCAAUUCUCCACUUCAAGCAGCUGCAUUCUCCAGCCAAUUUUUUGAUCGCCUCCCUGGCCUGUGCGGACUUCUUGGUGGGGGUGGCUGUGAUGCCCUUCAGCACAGUGAGGUCCGUGGAGGGCUGCUGGUACUUUGGGCAGAGCUUCUGUCAGUUUCACUCCUGUUUUGACGGGUCGUUCUGUUAUGCUUCCAUCUACCACCUGUGCUUUAUCUCUCUCGACAGGUACCUGGCGGUCACUGACCCCCUGCUCUAUCCCACCAGGUUCACUGCCAAUGUUUCUGGCCUGUGUAUUGCCUUCUCCUGGCUUUUUUCCAUUUUUUAUUCUUUUUCCCUUUUUGGCACAGGUGCGAAUGAAGCUGGGCUGGAGGAUCUAGUAAGUGCUCUCACCUGUGUGGGUGGCUGUCAAAUUGCAGUGAAUCAAAGUUGGGUAUUGGUCAAUUUCCUAUUAUUUUUCCUUCCCAUGCUUGUGAUGAUAAUUGUGUACUCCAAGAUCUUCCUCAUUGCCAAACAACAGGCAAGAAAAAUUGAAAGUGUGAGCAAUAAGACUGUGAGAUCCUCAGACAGUUACAGAGACAGAGUGGCCAAGAGGGAGAGAAAAGCAGCAAAAACGCUGGGCAUUGCAGUGGUAGCAUUUCUGAUUUCCUGGCUGCCAUACUUUGUGGAUUCAAUAAUUGAUGCCUUCCUGGGCUUCAUCACCCCCACAUACAUUUAUGAAAUAUUGGUUUGGAUUGCUUAUUUUAACUCAGCUAUGAACCCCUUAAUUUAUGCUUUCUUUUAUCCUUGGUUUCGAAAAGCCAUUAAAUUAAUUGUCACUGGCAAAGCCUUGAGAGAGAAUUCUUCAACAAUACAUUUACUUUCUGGCUAA